Messenger RNA from Triticum turgidum subsp. durum (durum wheat), 4323 nucleotides. The record is from the annotation of a GenBank genome assembly. NCBI's taxonomy places the organism in Eukaryota, Viridiplantae, Streptophyta, Magnoliopsida, Poales, Poaceae.
AUGGCGAUGGUCCUGGAUGCUUUUGCAUCCUACGUGCAAAAUAUGCUCACCGAGAUGGUGAGCGGAGAGGUGCACAUGCUGCUAGGAGUCACAGACGAGAUCGAGAAGAUGGACGUUAAGCUUAAGGAUCUCAAGAACUUCCUUGCCGACGCUGAUAGGAGAAAUAUCACUGACAACAGUGUGCAAGAGUGGGUGGCCGAGCUCAAGCGUGCCAUGUAUGAAGCUGCCGACAUCCUCGACCUCUGCCAGCUCAAGGCCAUGGAGCAGGGUCUGUCCACUAAAGAUGUGGGGUGCUUCAACCCCUUGCUCUUCUGCAUGCGGAAUCCCUCCCAUGCCCAUGACAUUGGCACCCGCAUCAAGGCGCUCAACAAGAGGCUCAGCGUCAUCAAGGAGCGAAGCGCUGCUUUUAGCUUCAUCCCUCUUGGUUCCUAUGAAGAUCGCAGCAGCAAGGCGCAACCCUCUCAUUCUGGAAAUAAGAGACGCGAGACAUCAGGGGUGUUUGACCGGUCAGGUGUAGUCGGAGAGAAGAUCGAACAAGACACAAGAAAGCUGGUUGAGAUCAUGCUGAGUGAAAAGGAGGGCAACACCAACAUCAUGGUGGUCGCCGUUGUUAGUGUUGGCGGAAUCGGCAAGACCACUCUUGCCCAGAAGGUAUUUAACAAUGAAGCCUUGAAUGCUGAGUUCGAGAAGAUGAUAUGGUUGAGCAUCAAUAAGGACUUUGACAAGGUUGAGUUGCUCAGGACAAUCAUCACGCAAGCUGGGGGAGUACAUGGUGGUGAAAAGGCAUUGGCUGUGCUUCAGCCAAUACUUGCCGCUACCUUGAAAGGGAAGAAGCUAUUCCUGGUGCUAGAUGAUGUUUGGGACCAUGGAGCAUGGAAUGAUGUGCUUAAAGCAUCCUUGGCUAAUGUUUUGGCUCGAGGUAGCCGAGUCCUCGUCACUACUAGAGAUGAAAGAGUAGCUCGAGGGAUGAAAGCUGUGCUUCCAUACCACCAUGUCGACAAGUUGCAAGAGGAGGAUGCCUGGUUAUUGCUCAAGAAACAGAUAAUCUUAAGUGAGACAGAUGAACGUGAAAUUGAUAUGCUCAAGGAGAUUGGAGUGCAGAUUGUAGCAAAAUGUGAUGGUUUGCCUCUUGCUGUCAAAGUAAUGGGAGGGCUCUUGUGUCAGAAGGACAAAAAACACCGUGAGUGGGAGAUGGUUCUGGAUGAUUCUGUAUGGUCGAACUCUGGACUACCCGAAGAGCUAAACCAUGCAGUAUAUUUAAGCUAUGAAGAUUUAUCUUCUUCUGCCAAACAUUGCUUUCUGCACUAUUCCCUUCUCCCUAAAACUGAAGUUUUUGCUAACCAUCAAAUCGUUGGCAUGUGGAUUAGUGAAGGAUUUCUUCACGGGAGCUCGGAUGACUUAGAAGAACUAGGAAGCAAGUACUAUAAGGAGCUGAUAUUGAGGAAUCUUAUAGAGCCAAAUACAAUGUAUGUUGAUCAAUGUGUCUGCAACAUGCAUGAUGUUGUACGCUCAUUUGCUCAAUUUGUGGCUAGAGAUGAGGCACUAGUAGCUCACAGUGGAGAAACUAAUAUUGUUAGUAAACUUGGUGGACAUGGGUUUCUUCGGUUUUCUGUAGAAAGCAAAGCAUCAGAAUCAGAGGGGUUAGACUGGAGUUCUUUGCAAGCACAAAAGACACUAAGGGCACUAAUAUCAGUUGGUUGUAUAAACAUCAAGCCUGGUGAUUCGUUGGUUCAUUUUCCAUCUCUACGAACUUUACACAUAGAUUCUGCACAUGUUGUAGCAUUGCUUGAAUCUUUGCAUGAACUGAAGCACCUGAGGUACUUGUCCUUAAAGAAUACUGAUAUAUCUAGUCUGCCUGAUAGCAUUGGAAAGAUGAAAUUAUUGCAGUACAUUAGCCUCCGAGGAUGCAAACAAUUUGUGAAACUUCCGCAUAGCUUUGUAAAGUUAGGGCAACUAAGGUACCUUAACUUCGUUGCAACAAGUAUAAAAGGCAUACCUAGGGGGUUUUGUGCUCUAACAGACUUGAGGACAGUAUUUGGGUUUCCAGCCCAGGUGGAUGGUGAUUGGUGUAGUUUGGAAGAGUUGGGUCCUCUUUCUCAGCUCAAGCUUCUUCAGUUGGAUGGAUUGGAGAAUAUAACUUCUUCAUCUGCAGCAAAGGCAAAGCUUGGCGACAAGGUGCAUCUUACCGACCUAAUCUUAAACUGUGCUAGUAUAUUGGUAGAUGAUGGGCUGAUUAAAGAGGAAGAUGGUGUCUCUGAGGAAAAGCAACAACAAAUCGAGAAGGUGUUUGAGGAGCUCUGCCCUCCGCCCAGGUUAGAAUAUCUUAGCAUCAACGGAUAUUUUGGCCUACGGCUCCCAAAGUGGAUGAUGUCAUCAUUAGAUGUGUCCCUCAGUAGCUUGAGGAUUCUGUUCAUUACUGACCUGGCUUGCUGCACACAGCUUCCUGAUGGCUUGUGUCGGCUCCCCUAUUUGGAGUUCAUUCAGAUCCUCCGUGCUCCAGCCAUCAAGCGUGUUGGACCUGAAUUCAUGCAGUCCUACCAUCAACACAGUCCUCGUCCUUCCCAGAUGGUGGCAGCAUUUCCGAGAUUGCAUAAGAUGGAGUUAAUAGGAAUGGUGGAAUGGGAGGAGUGGGAGUGGGAGGAGCAAGUGCAAGCCUUUCCUGUCUUGCAGGAACUUAUGCUAAAGCAGUGCAAAUUGAAGUGCCUUCCUCCUGGUCUUGCCUCUCAGGCAGGAGCUUUGAAUAAAUUAACCAUAUACAAUGUCCAGGGUCUCAUCUCUGUAGAGAACUUUCCAUCUCUGGUCGAGCUGGAACUGGAUGAAAACCUUGACCUGGAGAGGAUCACUAAUCUUCCUAGACUGCAAAAGCUUACCAUCCAGGACUGCCCAAAGCUGAAGGCACUAGAAGAUGUUCCUGCACUCCAGAGGAUCAUACUCACAGAUGAAGACAUGGAGGCACUCCCAGAAUACAUGGGAGGUAUAAACCCAAGGCAUUUGGAGCUAUACUGCAGCCUAGUGCUGCUUACUUCCAUAGCCGCAGGACAAUCUGGCGCUGAGUGGGACAAGUUCGGCCAUGUUGAGCAUGUCAAGGCAUAUGCAAGCGAAGGAGGUAAUUCAAGGAAAUGGUAUGUCUUGUACACAGCUAAUCCCUACAGCUUGGAGACAAAUGUCAGCCACUCUUUCAUGUCCAGAGGAACCUUGACUUCCUUUGAGGACGGGCAAAGAUUUGAGUCUCUCUUCAAAAUGACGAGAAAAAACUUUAGCUACAUCUGCAGCUUAGUGAUGGGGCCAUCAAUGGAAGAUAUGAACAGCUACACCUUUGUUGAUGGGAGGGUGCUGUCUUUAGAAGAUCGGGUAGCCGUUGCUCUUAGAAGGUUGCAGUCCAGUGAGCCAACAGAGAGCAUAGCAUCUUCUGUUGGUGUGAACGAGUCAAUCAUCUUGUUGGUAACUGAGAGGUUCGUUGAUACUGUGUGGGAGCAGGCAGACCACCACUCAAGCUGGCCAGACUCCAGCGAAAUGGAUAAGAUCAAAUCCAAGUUUGACAAGAUCCACAAUAUGCAUAACUGUUGCGGGGUUAUAUGUACGAGGCACAUCCCAUUUGGACCAAACUGGGACCAUGAGAAGAAUGGCAGCACACUGAUACAAGUUGUCGUUGAUCCAGAGAUGAGGUUUAGAAACAUUUGGCUCGGAUCAGCAGGUAUGACCCAGUCAAGCCUUUUGCACGACUCUGCUCUCUUCAAGGAGUGUGUGAAGGGUGAUUUGCUGAAUGGCAGCAAACUGAAUACGGCACUAGAUGGAUCAGAAGUUGGGGAAUACAUAAUUGGUGAUGCAGGAUAUCCUCUUCUCCCAUGGCUACUCACACCAUAUGAGGAAGAAGAGCUCUCAGAUUUCAAGACGGAGUUCAAUAGGAGACACUCCGCAGCCACAACCUGUGCUCUGAAGGCGCUGGCAAGGUUCAAAGACACAUGGAAGUGCCUGCACGGAGAGACGUGGUGGCCAGCCAAUCUGGAAACUCUAAGUAAAAUAAUAUAUGCCUGCUGCAGGUUGCAUAACAUAGUCAUAGACAUGGAGGAUGAUGCAGCCAUGCGGAGCACUAAGUGGAGGAAUUACUCCAAGGAAGUGCGCCAGUUAGCAAACGAGGAUGCUGUCCGGGCGAGGGAUAUGCUAUCACAAUACUUCUUGGCUAGCAGGUCAUCUGAAUCGGUGAUGAAGCAGCUUCAUCAGGCUCAGGGGGUGAAAACAAGAAACAAGAAGCACAGACAAGAACAAGAGAUGAAGAAGGUGAAAGGGGAGCUACAUCCUGCUGGACGUGAUUGGAGCUUUUAA